UACGGAAAGGCGCGACGGACGAGGCCGCCAUGUUGCUGUACGGACGGGCGCGGUCGGGGAAAGCGCCCCGCGCCUCUCCUUUCCUUCUUUUGUUUUCGGCCUAUAAAUCUAUUUAUUUCGCCAACCGGCACCGGGAAGAAGCGAGGCCUUUGCUUCCGUCGCAUAUAUUUCUCGCCGCCGCCGCGAGGCCACACCCCCUCUUGAGGGAAAUUCCGCCCGGCGCGGGGAAUGACGGGAAAGACGUUAUCUUUCGCUCAUCCUCGUCGAGGGACAAUGACGCACUUCCGGUCUCCGCCUGGGCGGGAGUUUUGACUGCGCGCCGGCGGCCGGUAGGUUGCCGUGGCGACCGUUCCGAGUCUUCCCCGAGCAGGCCGCAGAUUCCCUCCCCCCCCACCCGGGUUGGCCGCGUUUCCUCCGCCCGGGCGCAGCCGCCUCACACCCCCCAGGGAUCCGGAGGCUCCUUCGGCCCCCGAGACGCUUCCGCCCAGCCCUUCCUCCGGCGUGAAUGAAGGAACCGAACGCUACCCGGGACGUUGGCGGGUCUUAAAAAAAAAAAAAGGCCGAUUAUUGGUUCGAAUCUCGCCCUUCCCCAGAGGAUCUCCGCCCCGUGUGGGAAAGGUUGCAGGAAGAGGGGUGAAAAAAAAACCCCAGAAACUCCACACUGAGUCGAGAAAGAAACGAAGGAAGCCAAAGAAAAGAAAGGACCCCCGCUUGGCUUCUCUUCGCCUUUCCCUCCUCAGGCUUCUCCUCCUCCCAAGGGAAUAAAAAAUGGGAGAAGCCGCUGACGCCCGAGAAGAUAUCUUUUCCCACCUGGAAGAGUUGGAAGCCGGUGCACACAAGGUGGCCCUGAAGCGAGGAGCAGCGAGGACGCGCCAGGAGGACGUGGCCUGGAUGAAAGCUAGAGUCCAGGAGCUGAAGCGUCAGAGAGAUGAGUUGAGGGCCAAGGUGAACAUGUGUCGUUCUCUGCAUGUUGGGAGCAAAGAAGCCAUCCAGAGUGACUUGCAGACUUCCCAGGUAACCAAAGCCAGCCGACAAGCUCUCUUGGAGUGGAAGAUAGAGAACGCUAAAGGCCUGCUGCAGGUUUUUCGUCUGACAGGUCUCAGUGGGAAGCUGACAAAGCGAGGGGCCUGCCUGUGCAUCAGUACCGCCUUUGAGGGCACCUACCUGGGCGCCUAUUACCUGGACCUCCUCAUACAGCAGCCGAUCCAGAUCCAGCGCCAUUCUGUCCCGUCCUUCAUCCCUUUGGAGCAAAUCGCUCGCGAACAUUUGCAGACAGAUAUCAGGCGUUUUUUGUCCAUGCUGUCGGAACACCUGAAUGCUUAUGACGGGAGGAAAUUUCAGGCGGAUCAGCUCCAGGAGCGUUUUUCUGCUUUCCUCGAGGGAGACGUGCGGGGAAAUUCCUUGUACAACCUGCUGGAGUUCAACUACGGUGUGAGGGGAGGAAGCAGGACUUUUCCCUUCACGGCGAGGCUCACUUAUGGAGACCCUGUGAGCGCCUUGCCCACGGAGGCCACUGUUGUCUGCAAAGGUGAGGAAAAGGGGGCUUGGCGUUGACCGCCGUGUAGGUGAGGCUGCUGGGUGG
Pogona vitticeps (central bearded dragon) is the source of this 1582-nucleotide messenger RNA. NCBI's taxonomy places the organism in Eukaryota, Metazoa, Chordata, Lepidosauria, Squamata, Agamidae. The record is from RefSeq and is a predicted model, not a curated record.